AUGUCUUUGAAAUUCGGUUUAUUCCUCCUAUUCGCCUUCUUUUCUCUAGCCGGUGGCUCGGAACCGCUUGGAUGCCUGUAUUGUGCGACUCCAUCUGUCCGCGGGAUUCAGACUGGCGUUCGCAAACGAGACCCUAUGCCCGACGAUUUGCUUUGGCGCCUGAUGCCGACCGAAUCCUGGGGAGAUCCUAUCUUUGCGGACGACUGUGGCAACCUCGGGUCCGAGCGGAAAUCAAAAUACGGUCAGCGCUGUGCGGUCCUUCACCUCGAGUAUGAAGACGGAAGAGUGAUGCACCUCAAAGGAAGUACCAGUACCAAGCAAGAGGGCUAUUUCAAUUAUACCAAGGAGGACGGCGCGAACGGCUGGGCAUACGUUUGCAGCUACCGCAGUUAUUGCAACAUGAGGGACGUUGGUAUGCUGAAAGCGCAAGUAGAGGCAGCCGAGCAGCUCAAAGCGCAACAAGCCGAGAAGCAGCGCAAAGCCGAAGAAGCCGAGAAGCAGAAGAAUUCUUACCCGAAUACCUUCGCCUUCCCCAUUAUCGUGUCGCUCAUCGCCAAUUACUUU
Mesorhabditis spiculigera is the source of this 564-nucleotide messenger RNA. Lineage: Eukaryota; Metazoa; Nematoda; Chromadorea; Rhabditida; Rhabditidae. The record is from the annotation of a GenBank genome assembly.